Dermacentor andersoni is the source of this 637-nucleotide messenger RNA. RefSeq lists its product as uncharacterized. The record is from RefSeq and is a predicted model, not a curated record. NCBI's taxonomy places the organism in Eukaryota, Metazoa, Arthropoda, Arachnida, Ixodida, Ixodidae.
AGAACUAUGCUGAUUACUUUGGUUCUUGCAUACAAAUUUCUUAAUCUAACAGACCUUCAGAAUGUACUGAAGGCAAAUCAGGUAAUAUGGAUUCGUCAUAGAAAUUACGACCAGCAUAUCGGACGCCAGCACUACUGCGAAUAUUUUGAAAUAGCCGGACCAAAACCUCCUAAAUACGUAACUGUUCAACAUUACAAGGUGGGCAGGACAUGGCGAAGGAUAUUUCGAGAAGCAUACGCGACGGCUCCAGAAAAGCCAUAUAGAGGACCUAUGUGGGUUUUGAAGAAAUUCAACGAGACCUUAUGUGAUAUGUUUGUUUGGGACGAUCGUGUUGAGAAAGAAAAUCCCACUUGUGAUAAGGCCUAUGAUAAGCUGUGUGGGUACAAGAAGUACAAUAUAUACAAUCCUACCUGCCUCCCAGCAUGGAAAAGGUGGCAAGGAGGCGUCAUAACCUAAAAGCUUCAAAUAAAUAGGGACAAGCUGUAAUUAUGAAUGGUUUUUAUGGAUGGCUUAUAAUUCAUAUGAAACUGAUAUGUUGAAAUAAAAUAUAUUACUCUGCCGCAAUAAAGCUGAGCAAUAGUUGUCAACUUAUAUUUUUGGUAUGCUGCUUAUAACCAACAGACGAACCUGUUCUAUG